Tripterygium wilfordii is the source of this 1712-nucleotide messenger RNA. RefSeq names its product reticulon-like protein B18. The coding region runs from base 169 to 1497 and encodes 442 amino acids. The record is from RefSeq and is a predicted model, not a curated record. Lineage: Eukaryota; Viridiplantae; Streptophyta; Magnoliopsida; Celastrales; Celastraceae. The transcript has 8 exons.
CUCUUAUCACCAGAAUCCCAAUUUUGAAACACUUCAAGAGACCCAUCUGCAUUCAAGAAACGAAAAUCCUCUCAAAGAAUAAAAGCUCCAUUAAUAUUGUUGCUCUGUAAUCAAAACCCUUGAAGAAAAAUCUGAUCUUUGCAAUUAAAUCAAAUCAAUAGUUCAUAAAUGGAUUCAACUCCUCAUUCUCUUCGAUCCAGUCCCCAUUUGAACACUAAAUCAGCCUCACGCCUCGCUCGAAUCGCAUUCUCUGAUCAAAGCAAACAACCCUCAAAUCUCUUACUAGACCUUGUUCCCUUAUCACCAACGAAUACUCCAUUUCCAUCUCCAAUCUCUCUCAGAUCGUCCAACGGUCUUCCUCUCCAAGAACUGCUCCUUCUCUCGCCUUCUCCACUUAGGAAGUCAAGAACCCGCCUCACGGAUCGUAUUGAGAUGGUCGAAGAUGGUGUAGAACCCACCAGUGCUACUCGUAGGAGGUGCAAAAACAGGGGAGCUCAAAUGGCUCUGAUGGGUUGUGCCUCGCCAAGGAAUACUAGAAGGUCAAGGAGAAGAUCGGAGAUAGAGAUGAAGGAAGAGAGGGAUCCAGCAUUGGUGGAGGAGAUUGGAAAGGCAAGAAAAAGGAGGAAUAGUGGGAGGUCAAAGAAGGAGAAGCUCAGUCUGGUUCCUUUGGUUCCUUCUCCAAGUCCAUCCCCAAAAAAUGAUGAUGGCGAUAGCGGAAAUUUUGAUGGAAUUGGGAUGGUGGUUGCUAAUUUGAUUAUGUGGAAAGAUGUUGCAAUAUCAAGUCUUUGGUUUGGUCUUGGGUGUCUAUGUUUCUUGUCUUCUUGCUUUGCACAAGGAAUCAACUUUAGUAUCUUCUCUGCAAUCUCUCAACUUGGACUAUUAUUUCUGGGUGCAUCGUUCUUCUCCAAUUCAAUCUGUCAAAGAAACAAUGUUGAAAAAAAGCGUGAAUUUAAGCUGAAAGAGGAGGACAUAUUGCGACUAGGUAGACUGAUACUACCCGCUGCAAAUCUUGCAAUUUCGAAGACAAGACAACUGUUCUCAGGAGAUCCAUCUAUGACCCUCAAAGUAAUUCCAUUUCUCCUUUUAGGAGCUGAGUAUGGUCACCUUAUAACUCUACGGAGGCUCUGCACACUUGGAUUUUUCAUCAGCUUCACUGUCCCAAGACUAUACUGUUGCUAUUCUAGCCAGAUAAAGCAAAAAGUUGAGAACAUGAAAAGGAGGGUAAUUGAAACAUGGCUAGCCUGCUCUCACAAGAAGAUUGUGGUAGCCUCAGCAGCCACAGCCUUUUGGAAGCUGUCCAGUAUAAAAACCCGCAUAUUCACCGCAUUUAUAUCUUUGGUCAUACUCCAAUACUGCCGGAAGCACUUGGUGGCAAAAUCAGAAGAGGAAGAGGCAGAAGAAGGUGAACGAGAAAAUCUGCAUCAAGCAUUGGUGUUGGCUGAAGGGCAGGAGCAACAUGCACUGGUGGUGGCAGAGGCAGCAGCUUCUCCGAAGUAGUAGUAACACAUUUUGGCUCUUCUAAUUCAUUGUAAAACAUCUCAAUAACCGCCUUCCCCCCUAAACAGGCCAAUGAGAUAUUGGAGAACAUGCCAUGCCACUGCCUCAUCCAUAUUCAUGUAGAAAUGACAAAAGAAGCCUAAUUGUUGACAAAUAUAUAUGAGCAUAGUAUUGCUUGAUGGAUGACAUCAAAUAAAAGUAGCUAUAUUGUUCUU